AACAGCAGCCUACUAUCCUCUAAGAAUGAAAGCCACAAACAAAUCGUCAAGGGGAACUAUACCUUCUCUUCCUACUACCAGCACUCUUCUCCUGUGGCUGCCAUGUUCAUCGUUGCCUACAUCUUUAUCUUCUUCAUGUGCAUGAUUGGCAACAUGCUAGUGUGCAUCAUUGUGCUAAAGAACCGGCAGAUGCGAACGGUCACCAACAUAUUUAUCCUGAAUCUGGCUAUCAGUGAUGUCUUGGUGGGGAUCUUCUGCAUGCCAACGACCCUGGUGGACAACUUGAUUACUGGCUGGCCAUUUGACAUUGUCAUGUGCAAGAUGAGUGGGCUGGUCCAAGGGAUGUCUGUCUCAGCUUCUGUCUUCACCCUGGUGGCCAUCGCAGUAGAAAGGUUCCGUUGUAUUGUGUACCCAUUCAGGCAGAAGCUAACCCUAAGGAAAGCCCUGAUCACCAUUGUUAUCAUCUGGGUCUUAGCUUUGAUCAUUAUGUGCCCCUCAGCAGUCACCUUGACCGUCACCAGGGAUGACUACCACUUCAUGGUAGAUGCCUACAACCAUUCCUACCCACUCUACUCCUGCUGGGAGGCCUGGCCAGACCAGGAGAUGCGUAAGAUCUACACCACCAUUCUUUUCUCCCACAUUUACCUUGCUCCUCUUACUUCGAUUGUUAUUAUGUAUGCUCGUGUUGCCUUCAAACUGUUUAAAUCAUCUGCACCCAUACGAGGCUCCCAGUCAGAGGACAACGAGGGGAGAAGGGUCUCCAAGAGGAAAAUUAAAGUGAUCAACAUGUUGAUAAUUGUAGCAUUGUUCUUCACUCUCUCGUGGUUGCCUCUAUGGACUUUAAUGCUCUUGACAGACUAUGGGAACCUAACUGAGCAUCAACUGAACCUCAUUACAGUUUAUUUUUUCCCCUUUGCCCACUGGCUGGCUUUCUUUAACAGCAGCAUUAACCCAAUCAUCUAUGGGUACUUCAAUGAGAACUUCAGGAGAGGUUUCCAAGAGGCCUUCAAAGUCCAGCUCUGCUCCAUGGAGAAGAGAGACAAGGACACCUAUUCUGAAAGGAACAACAGCGGGUUCCUUUUUGGGGCACGUAAUCGGAUUUUUGUGGAAGUUCAAGGCAGUGACUCAGCACAGCCCUCUGAAUCUGGCCAAAGCAGCCUUUUGAAGGCAGGAUUAUUCCCAUCAAGGAAUGGACGGGCAGCUCACCAUGGGUUCGUGGUUGAGGAUUUUGACAGUAAAGGUUGUUCUCCCAAUACUGUCAGUGUCCCAGCUUGGGAUAUCUAAGGAUAUUUCAGACUCCACAGGCUGGUGCUGACUUUGCUAGAUAUCAUUGUGUCACACAGCAGCACACAUGUGAACCAAACACAUGUCAAGGUGGCUUCUCAAAACCAAACUCUUUACCCUGUAAUCUGUGCAGGGACAUGGGAUUUUCAUAUCCCACAUGGAAGGAUUUUCGCUUCUUCUAGUCAGAGGUUUAGAUACUUCAGUGUGGCUUGGAUGAGUUUUGAGAAAGUGAUUUUAUUUAAAAAUGUGUAUCCCUCAUCAAACCUCAAUAAAUGGGGCGGAGGAGGCCUCAGGCUAUAUUUUGUGGCUCUAGGACUGAUUUCCUUGUGUUAGAAGGAAAUAGGACAGAACCCUCCUUUGGAAGAAGGCUUCUUAGCAGGAGCACAAUUGACUAUGACUGGUCAACAAUUUCAUUUAUUGGACACUAUUGGUGUGCUACCUCAGUAAAGAAACAACAAAGUAAGACUGAGAAAUAAGAGGACGAAAAGCAUUCAUUCUGAGAACAAGAGCACCAAAUGUUUGUAGUGUCUCCACAAAGAGAGACACAAAAAAUGAUGAAUCAUUUAUUCUGCAUCAACCUAAUACUCCCUUUAUCUUUUGUGACACUAUGUCAGAGCACUAUGAGAUGGUUACAGAGAGCUUGGUAAAGUUAUGUUUUUGGACUACAGCUGCCAGAGUCAUCUAGCCAGCAUGGUCAGUGGCUAUACCAAACUCUAGACAAGUCAUAGGAGGACUGAGGAAAAAGAAUCACACUGGUGUUUCUGUGGUCACAAGAGGUCACUUCAUCUAAAGGGCUAAACUGGGUUGUCACU
This is a messenger RNA of Sceloporus undulatus (fence lizard), 2096 nucleotides long. It is a transcript of the gene NPFFR1, whose product is annotated as neuropeptide FF receptor 1. Gene Ontology annotation, molecular function: peptide binding; neuropeptide receptor activity. Gene Ontology annotation, cellular component: membrane. The coding region runs from base 103 to 1284 and encodes 393 amino acids. The transcript is spliced from 3 exons. Gene Ontology annotation, biological process: G protein-coupled receptor signaling pathway. NCBI's taxonomy places the organism in Eukaryota, Metazoa, Chordata, Lepidosauria, Squamata, Phrynosomatidae. The record is from RefSeq and is a predicted model, not a curated record.